AUGGAGCGCAUCUCGGAAUUUGCCGCUGGCGCGGCUGCGGGCGCAGCCGUGGCAGGCGCGUACGUGGCGGCACGAGCCUCGCGUGCGUCGCAGGUGGAGCGCGACGAGUGCCACAGGCUGGUCGAGGAGUUGAUUGCGAGCGCCGAGGUGGUGAUCUUCUCAAAGUCGUACUGCCCACACUGUGCUAAGACCAAGGCACUGUUUGGCGCGAAUGGCAACACGGCGAAG
Messenger RNA from Emiliania huxleyi CCMP1516, 228 nucleotides. RefSeq lists its product as hypothetical. The transcript has a single exon. The record is from RefSeq and is a predicted model, not a curated record. The annotation marks the transcript as partial. Lineage: Eukaryota; Haptophyta; Isochrysidales; Noelaerhabdaceae.